AUGAUGGUGGGUCUGGCGAUGGCAGAGAUUUGCUCUGCUUAUCCUACUUCCGGCGGCCUAUAUUUUUGGAGUGCCAUGUUGUGCGGCAAUCUGUGGGGUCCUAUGGCUUCCUGGUUCACCGGUUGUAAUUUACAAAGACAGAAGAAUCAAAGUGAGAUUGGAAAUCCAGCAAGGAAGUGGAACAGAGAGAAGGAAGAAAUAACCCAGAAAAUUUUCCCUCUUUUUCCCUUCCUUUUUGUGAAAACUGAAAACUGAAAACAGAAAACAAUGGUUCAGGUCAGCGAAAAAAUGACUCUUCCAUCCCACACAGUUCAAAACGGGAGCGUUUCGGUUGAUUCAGGCCAGUCUCGUCUCAGAGAGCUUGGCUACAAACAAGAGCUCAAGCGUGAUCUAUCGGUGUUUUCAAAUUUUGCGUUUUCGUUUUCCAUCAUAUCAGUGCUCACUGGUAUCACCACACUUUACAACACCGGGUUGACUUUUGGGGGACCUAUCUCCAUGGUUUAUGGUUGGUUUAUAGCUGGUGGGUUCACCAUGUUUGUUGGGUUAUCAAUGGCUGAGAUCUGUUCUUCUUACCCAACUUCUGGUGGCCUUUAUUAUUGGAGUGCUAGGCUUGCUGGCCGAAAUUGGGCACCCUUUGCCUCUUGGCUCACUGGCUGGUUCAAUAUUGUUGGUCAGUGGGCUGUUACAACAAGUAUAGAUUUCUCACUUGCACAACUGAUUCAGGUGAUAAUUCUCCUUAGCACAGGUGGAAAAAAUGGUGGUGGAUACGAGGGAUCAAAAUAUGUACUCAUUGCUUUCCAUGGGGGAAUCCUAUUGAUACAUGCUAUAUUAAACAGUCUUCCUAUUUCAGUUUUAUCUUUCUUUGGACAGCUUGCUGCUGCGUGGAAUCUUUUAGGUGUUGUUCUUCUUAUGAUACUCAUACCCUCAGUUGCAACGGAGAGGGCUAGUGCCAAGUUUGUAUUCACUCAUUUCAACACAGAUAAUGGAGAGGGAAUAGGCAGUAAAGUCUAUAUUUUCGUUCUUGGGCUUCUUAUGAGUCAAUAUACCCUUACUGGAUAUGAUGCAUCUGCUCAUAUGACAGAGGAAACCAAGAAUGCAGAUAAGAAUGGGCCAAAAGGAAUAAUUAGUGCCAUUGGGAUAUCUAUUAUUUUUGGAUGGGGUUACCUACUUGGUAUUACCUUUGCAGUUACCAACAUCCCAUUUCUUUUGAGUGAAGAUAAUGAUGCCGGAGGCUAUGCUAUUGCUGAAAUAUUUUACCUCGCAUUUAAGAAUAGAUAUGGCAGUGGUGUAGGGGGAAUUAUUUGCUUGGGAGUGAUUGCGAUCGCCAUUUUUUUUUGCGGUAUGAGUUCGGUUACUAGCAACUCUAGGAUGGUUUAUGCGUUCUCACGAGACGGUGCCAUGCCGUUAUCAUCUUUGUGGCACAAAGUGAACGAGCAGGAGGUUCCUAUAAACGCAGUUUGGCUCUCUGCAGUUAUCUCUUUCUGUAUGGCACUAACGUCACUAGGAAGCUUGGUGGCAUUUCAGGCCAUGGUAUCUAUUGCAACAAUAGGACUGUACAUUGCUUAUGCUCUACCAAUAUUCCUUAGGGUGAGUUUGGCUCGGAAAUCAUUCGUCCCGGGACCCUUCAACCUCGGGCGCUAUGGAGUGGUGGUCGGUUGGAUCGCAGUGCUGUGGGUGGUAACCAUCUCGGUCCUCUUCUCAUUGCCGGUCGCAUAUCCGGUCACAUCCGAGACACUCAACUACACCCCUGUUGCUGUUGGUGGUUUGCUUGUUAUUACCGUUUCUUGGUGGAUCUUAAGUGCUCGACAUUGGUUUACUGGUCCCAUUACCAACAUAUAAAUAGCAAACUUAUAUAUAUAUAUAUAAUAUAUAUAUAUAUAUAUUUCUU
This is a messenger RNA of Hibiscus syriacus, 1888 nucleotides long. RefSeq names its product amino-acid permease BAT1-like. Gene Ontology annotation, molecular function: L-alanine transmembrane transporter activity; L-lysine transmembrane transporter activity; gamma-aminobutyric acid transmembrane transporter activity. Bases 268 to 1839 code for a protein of 523 amino acids. Gene Ontology annotation, biological process: gamma-aminobutyric acid transport; transmembrane transport. The record is from RefSeq and is a predicted model, not a curated record. Lineage: Eukaryota; Viridiplantae; Streptophyta; Magnoliopsida; Malvales; Malvaceae. The transcript has 10 exons. Gene Ontology annotation, cellular component: membrane.